This is a messenger RNA of Heterobilharzia americana, 1464 nucleotides long. Lineage: Eukaryota; Metazoa; Platyhelminthes; Trematoda; Strigeidida; Schistosomatidae. The record is from the annotation of a GenBank genome assembly.
AUGAGUUGUACCUGGAGCAAUUUUGAAGAACACCUUCGGAAAUACUUAUCAAACAAUGAUGAGCAAAUUGUUGAAAUAUUGAAAAGAAAGUUUUUCCAGACGACACAUGAAUUUCAGAAAACGGAAGCCUCCAAGACAGUACUAGAUAAAUGUAUUGCCGAAGCUGCAUCGAAUCCAGACAGAAUAUAUGUCAUUCUGAAUGACUUGAAAGCCACCUUCAAGCUAAAUGCACAGAAAACUGACAAAAAGCACCAUCCAGGUGUCACUAAACGUCGUGUAGAAAUUAAGACACUACAUCACGCAAGUUCACAUACCAAACCACAGGAUUCUUCCGAUAGUUGUACAGAUCACACCUCACCAAAACAUUCAUCUCUACCUUUGAACAGUGUUGAUGUUGGUAAUGAUGACGAUGAUGUGAUAAUCGUAGACUCGCCAGAAUCCCCAGCCACUGUGCAACCACCCUCAAAGGUUGAUCAACUUUCUCAUCAACCAAAGAGUCCAGCAACUCCGUCAAUAAAUGAAAAACAAAGCAGUAAAUCCACUGAUGGAAAUGAUACAGAUAGUAGUGAUGUUCAAAAUGAUCAUAGAUACAGAAUGAUAGCUCGUCUAGAACACCUCCUUGUCCGUCUAUCUCAGUGUAUUCGAGAACUUGAAGAAAAAGAACUGGAUUUCAAUGAAUUAGAUUCAUCCAAUUCUGCAUAUUUGAAAGUAGAUAUUCUAAAGCGUCAGUAUUUAAAAGCAUGGCGUCGUCUUUGUGAAAUACGUAAUGUUGCUCGAAUAUCUGGGAGAAUAUUACGCCGAAAGUUUACUUACAGUGGAUGUCAAUAUCCAAAAGUGAAUGAGAAAAUUGAGGAGAUUGUAAAUAAGAAGAAAUUAUUUCCUGAUUUUUCUGAUGUGUAUCAGAUAGUCUCAUCUGUAAACAAAGAAGAGAAUUUAAAGUUAACUGGGUCAGUUGUUAAAUCUUUGGCCCGUGAAGUAUUUGUCGAUGUUGGACAUCUGUUAAAGCAACGACGUCAAGAUGAUUUGAAACGUGAUUUCGGAUGCCAUUUAACCGAUGAUAUAUGUGAUGACGAUGAUCCAACUUACUCAAGUCGAGAACUACGAAGAAGGCUAACUGAAAAUAAACGUCUUGGUGAUACCAAUUUGAAUAAGGUAUUCAAACAUUUUAUUGAUCUGCAACAUACUGUUCAAAGUGUUGUCUGUAAAAACGAAGCUAUCAGUGAUGUCAGUCGUCAGCGUCGACCGUUAGAUCUGAGCUGUAAAACAGCAUCAACAUCCAGUGAAAUCUAUACAUCAAAAGAAGCGAUUAACCCGUCGAAAAAUCAUAAAUCUGAGGAUUCUCCAACUACAUCUGAUGAUGAAGUUUUCACUUUAAGUUCAGACUCAGAUGAAGAGACAGAAAGAAACCUACUAGUUCUCCUGAAGUUGUCACUUCUUCAUCACUUCCAGCUGGUAAAGAAAUAG